GGUCUCAGGUAUAGGAGGGGUCUCAGGGCGGCACAGGAGGAGGGGCAGGAAGUGCUGCUGGUCGGUGCUGAUGGAGAGCGCACACAAAGCACAGACGCAGAUGCGCGAAGGGACGGAAGAUCACACAGACAGUGCCGGGAUAUAUAGAGAGAGACAGUGCCGGAACACAGAGAGAGACAGUGCCGGAACACAGAGAGACAGUGCCGUAACACAGAGAGAGACAGUGCCGGGACAGAGAGAGACAGUGCCGUAACACAGAGAGAGACAGUGCCGGGACAGAGACAGAGAGAGAGAGAGAGAGAGAGAGAGAGAGAGAGAGAGAGAGAGAGAGAGAGAGAGAGAGUGUGUGUGUGCCGGGAUAUAUAUAGAGAGAGCCCGGGACAGGGUGCAUGGAGAGACAGCUGACUCACUGAUAGUUCUGCAUCUACCCGGAGAGACCGCUCACCAUGAUCCUCGCCUGGAUGCUGUGCGGGUGUCUUGGAACAGCCGGGAGUAACCCGAGUGCGAGAGACAUCAGCAAAGGAGUGGACUGGCUGACACGGUACGGUUACCUGCCGCUCCCGGAUCCCUACUCCGCUCAGCAGCAGACAUUGGACGGACUGAUAAAAGCGGUGAAGACGAUGCAGAGAUUCGCUGGUCUGAGGGAAACAGGGGAGCUGGAUGACCAGACUGUCGCCAUGAUGCACAGACCUCGCUGCUCUCUCCCUGACGUCAUUACAACACCGGAGGGACGCCGCAGAAAGCGAUUUGCUUUGAGUGGGGCGGUGUGGCAGAAGAGUCACCUGACCUGGAGAGUGAAGAGCUUCCCCGUAUCACUGGACCAGAGGACCACGCGGGAUCUGAUUGGCAGCGCCCUCUCAGUGUGGAGCCGGGAGACGCAGCUCAGCUUCUCAGAGACCCAGAAUGAAGCCGACCUACGUGUUAGCUUUGUGGGGGGAUCUCAUAUGGAUGGGUACCCAUUUGAUGGCCCAGGAGGUACCCUUGGACAUGCCUUCUUUCCUGGCGUUGGGCCCAGUGCUGGAGAAACCCACAUGGACGCCGAUGAGUCGUGGACGUAUAAUGUGGACCACGGGACGGACCUGUUUGCAGUGUCCGUACACGAGUUUGGACACGCGCUAGGACUCUUUCAUUCAUCUGAGGAAAACUCCAUCAUGAAGCCGUACUACCAGGGGACACUGGGGGACCACAGGAGAUACAGACUAUCUCAGGACGACGUGGAGGGAAUUCAGACUCUGUAUGGUAAAAGAACAUCACACAAUGGAGCCACACCUCCACGUCCCAUGCCCACUCGCCCGAUAAUUCCCCCGCAAGGGCCAACUUACCAGCCCCGCCCUCCAUUCCCUGAUCGCUGCUCCACCCACUUUGAUGCGGUUGCAAACAUCCGGGGAGAGGCCUUCUUCUUUAAGAACAGGUACUUCUGGCGAGUGCAGUCCAGCAAGCAGCUGGUCUCUCUGAUGCCGGCACACCUCAGUCGCUUCUGGCUGGGGCUGCCCGCCGACCUUCCCAAGGUAGACGCAGUGUAUGAGAGGACCAACGACAGCAAGAUCAUCUUCUUUUCAGGGACCAAGUACUGGGUGUUUAAGGACACUCUGGCCGAGCCAGGCUACCCACGGCCACUGACGGAUUUUGGGCUCAAUGAAGAUGGUGUUGAUGGAGCCUUUAUCUGGAAGCACAACCAGAAGACUUACUUCUUCAGGCGGAACCGCUACUGGAGGUUUGAUGAGAAGAAAGGGCGCAUGGACCACGGCUAUCCCCGCGACAGUGGCCAGUGGCUAGGUCUGCCUACGGACUUAGACGAUGUCAUCAGUUGGGUGGACGGUGACACGUAUUUCUUUAAGGGAAGUCAAUUCUGGAAAUUCCAAGAUGGGAACCUGGAGGCAGAGCUCGGGUACCCACGUAGCAUCGCGCAGAACUGGAUGUACUGUCUGGCGGCAGCUCCACCCCUGUUACCUACAGAAGAACCCGUGGGACGCGGUCAGUGCAAUUGUCACUGUCCUACGGGGAUGGGCCUGGCUGCACAGGGGGCCGGACUGUGGGUCACCGGCAUGGCGGCUGUGCUCAGUCUAUGGCUAUCUGCGUCAUGA
Pseudophryne corroboree (corroboree frog) is the source of this 2084-nucleotide messenger RNA. It is a transcript of the gene MMP25, whose product is annotated as matrix metallopeptidase 25. Gene Ontology annotation, cellular component: extracellular matrix. Gene Ontology annotation, biological process: proteolysis; extracellular matrix organization; collagen catabolic process. Gene Ontology annotation, molecular function: zinc ion binding; metalloendopeptidase activity. The record is from RefSeq and is a predicted model, not a curated record. The coding region runs from base 447 to 2084 and encodes 545 amino acids. The transcript has 10 exons. NCBI's taxonomy places the organism in Eukaryota, Metazoa, Chordata, Amphibia, Anura, Myobatrachidae.